Trametes versicolor FP-101664 SS1 is the source of this 396-nucleotide messenger RNA. RefSeq lists its product as uncharacterized. The record is from RefSeq and is a predicted model, not a curated record. The transcript has a single exon. NCBI's taxonomy places the organism in Eukaryota, Fungi, Basidiomycota, Agaricomycetes, Polyporales, Polyporaceae. The annotation marks the transcript as partial.
AUGAUUCCUCUUACGCGACGCAACGCUGCUCGGGGAGCCUCCCUCGUUUCCUAUACCCGUCAGAGUCUCCCUCGCCCUGCCCGUCUCUACUCGACACCCACCAAAAGGCUUGAUGCUGAGGCGGUCCCCUCGCCUGCUGGUCUUAGCAUGGAGUACCCGCCGUUCAUGCCAUCCUCUAGCUCGUCUAUCCACAACGACAUGCAUGGCUUCCUGCGUCGCCCCGCCCAAUAUACCAUUCUCCCGACACCUCUCCCUGCGGAUGCCGCUGACGAGACGCACCAGCACCUCUUCACCGACUCGCCGACACAGGACCGCAUUGCCGUCAUGGACGCUUGCUUGCACGAUCUCCACGACGUCCCGCGCGCCAAGGAGAUCUUUGAACUCCUCCGAGAGUCG